AUGACGCAUCUAGUGUCGGGGAUAGCGACGCCGCUCCUAGAUUCGCGGGAAGCUCUGGAGUCCGAGAUCAAGCGGCUGCAGGAGCGGCUGAACACGGUGGAGACCGAGAACGCGGCAAUGAGCGUGAAAUUGAAUCAGCACCAAUGGGAGCUCGAGAACCGGCUGACCGAGAUCGAGAUGCAGAUCUGCGGAUCGAGGUCCACCUCCAGUCUGGAGGACAACGAGCGGAACAGGGAAAGCUUCAUUUAA
Brassicogethes aeneus is the source of this 249-nucleotide messenger RNA. The record is from the annotation of a GenBank genome assembly. NCBI's taxonomy places the organism in Eukaryota, Metazoa, Arthropoda, Insecta, Coleoptera, Nitidulidae.